AUGCGUAACAGCAGCGCGCUUCUGUCUCCAGUCCUGCCCCUCACCAGCUUCUGCAGCGUGUUGCUUUUGGUGUUCAGCAUCACGCUGGCAUCUACCAUCGUUUUCCUCAACGCAUCCGUGUGUCUGUCCAUUCUGUUGAACAAAGCGCUGCGAAACGAGAACCGCUUCAUGUACAUGCUGAGCACGUGCGUCAGUGACCUCUGCACCGGCGUGUCUUAUUAUUACGUGGGCACCUUGGACGUGAGCGAAGACCUCAGCUCUCCCACUAGAACCUACUUCAUCGUGCCCACGUUCCUCGGCCUGUCCCUCAUGGCCGUGCUGGCCGCUCAGGCUGACCGGUACCACGCGGUGGCGUCACCCUUUAAAUACUCCCGGCGCAUGACCCUGCGCAGAACCCUGCUGGUCAUCCUCAGCUACUGGCUCUACGCCUUCUUCGUCGUGGCUGUCUUCAACGUGGUCGGGGUGGGAGUGGCGCGAAGGAUGAUGAGCGUGGGCACGUUCGCGGCGAACAUAUUGACAGUGAUCAUUAUGAUCGGGCUGAACAUCAGACUGUUCGUCAUCGCCAGGUUCCAGCUGAGGAGGCAGCGGCCGGCUGAGGCGACGGAGCGCAGCCGCUCCUCCGUGCACCUCAUCCUCGUGGUCGCUGCCUUUUUCUUAGCCACGUGGCUGCCUCUGUUUGGUUACGUUAUGGUGUGUAAUUUUUUUUAUUUGCACUGUUACAAAUUUAAGAAUGAAGGCAGUGACCCGUUUCGUAUUCUGCCCCGAAUCAACGCCGCGCUCACCCCUCUCCUGUACGCCCGCGGGUGCGCCCCCCUCAGGGUGACGCUGUUCACCACAGUGUGGAGGCUGUGCUGCAGACACAGGGUGAAUCCAGAAGACAGAAGAUCUGGACCUGUCAAAGUCUCCGCAUCUUGAACUUUAUUAUC
Molecule: messenger RNA, 926 nt
Organism: Thalassophryne amazonica
Lineage: Eukaryota; Metazoa; Chordata; Actinopteri; Batrachoidiformes; Batrachoididae
Product: D(1)-like dopamine receptor
Exons: 2
Coding region: 1-915 (304 amino acids)
Biological process (GO): G protein-coupled receptor signaling pathway
Cellular component (GO): membrane
Molecular function (GO): G protein-coupled receptor activity
Source: RefSeq, a predicted model, not a curated record